Colletotrichum karsti is the source of this 2109-nucleotide messenger RNA. RefSeq names its product NADPH cytochrome p450. The coding region runs from base 1 to 2109 and encodes 702 amino acids. The transcript has a single exon. The record is from RefSeq and is a predicted model, not a curated record. Gene Ontology annotation, cellular component: cytosol. Gene Ontology annotation, molecular function: flavin adenine dinucleotide binding; FMN binding; NADPH-hemoprotein reductase activity. Lineage: Eukaryota; Fungi; Ascomycota; Sordariomycetes; Glomerellales; Glomerellaceae.
AUGGCGAUUUCGUAUCUAAACAGCACUCAUACUCACCUUCUGAUGGACGCUCUUGAAGUUCUCACAAAGAAGGUUAGCUACGAUGACUACCUGAUAUUACCUCUAGUUCUCUUGUUGUCACUCUACGUUUUCAACAGAGGAAGCAUCCUCCCCAAGUCCGACCCCUACCACCACAAAUGGUUCUGGAAACCUCAGGAUGGCAUGUUACAUGAUGCCUCGCCCUCAAAGCGGACCCGCAACAUCGCCGAGAAGAUCAAAGAGUCGAGCUUUGAUGUUGUUAUCUUCUGGGGUUCCCAGUCGGGAACAGCAGAAGCCUUUGCCCACCGUUUGGCUCGGGAUUUCUAUCGACGCUUCAGGUUGAAGGCUCUAGUCGCAGACAUAUCCGACUACGAUCCCGAUACGAUCACUCUUAUUCCCGAGUCAACCCUUUGCAUCUUCAUCGUAUCAACGUAUGGAGAGGGAGAUCCCAGCGACAAUGCGCAAGACUUCAUUACUUGGGCCACCUCGGCCACUGGAGUCUCACUUGAGCACCUGCAAUACGCUGCGUUUGGCUGCGGAAACAGUAACUACCGGUACUACAACAAAGUCGUCGACGAUGUUGUGGCGGCGCUAUCAAAGUUCCGAGCAAAUGCCGUUGUGUCCGCAGGGAAAGGCAACGAGGCGACUCGCACAACCGAGGAAGACUUUGUGGAGUGGAAAGAUGAGCUAUUCAAAACUCUUACCUCCUCAUUUGGCUACAAGGAAUAUGAUGUGGACUACGAACCGAGCGUCGAUGUCGUUUACGCCGAUCCGAAGAAAGACACCCCACAUAUUGGCCAACCUCAUUAUAAGGCAACGUCGAAGAAAGCAGCAACUCAGAACUCUGCAGUGGUAUCUGCGCCCAUCAAAGCCAUGCGAGAGCUUGUACGAUACGACGGUCAAGGCCGAAGUGUCAUUGAUCUAGAGGUAGACUUCUCUGCUUCUCCCGAGGUCAAGUACAAGACCGGUGACCACAUCGCCAUCUGGCCCGUCAAUCCUGAAGACGAGAUCAACUCACUUUUCGAACUUCUUGGGCUUAAACGCAGGAAAAAGGAAGUUAUCGAAAUCAUCCCAAAGUCAGCUGAGGAGAAGGACACUAAAGUACCGAGUCCGACCACAAUCCAGGUUCUCUUCCAACACUACCUCGAGAUCUGUGCACCAGUUCCACGAGAGUCUGCCCUUUCACUGAUCCAAUUUGCGCCCACUGAAAAGAUGAAAACAGAACUCAGAGCAAUUGGGAAGACCAGAGAGACUUACGCUACCUUUCUGGAGAUGAACCACAUCACCUUGGCCCGACUCCUCAGACACACCGUUUCAAUAGAUCCAUCAGCGGAAUGGACAACCUUGCCGUUGUCCUUUGUUGUCGACAUUCUCCCAGCAAUACAGCCUCGUCUUUACUCAAUAUCAAGCUCUCGAAUCACCUCUCCACGCCACGUCAGUCUCACAGUCUCGGUCAAGCCGUCUCAGCUGGUUGCAAAUCCGGGUACUACCAUCUCGGGUCUCACCAGCACAUACUUAUCUCGGCUUAAGCUUACUCAAAGUUCAUCUCACGGGCAACUGGACACUAAAACUCCGACAGUUUACGCGCAGAUCCGGGGAUCGACUUUCAAACUACCAGUACUGCCCUCCGUGCCGCUGAUCAUGGUUGCUGCUGGCACCGGUAUUGCUCCUUUCCGCGCCUUUUUGCGAGAACGCGCCCGACUGGCGUCAGUUGGGAAGGAUGUUGGGAACAUGACUCUGUUUUUCGGUUGCCAAAGUGAGGCAGACUAUCUCUAUCAUGACGAGAUAUCCGAAAUGGUUGCUGGUCCUUUGAAUGGAAAGCUUGAGGUGACGACAGCCUUUUCCAGGGGUUCAGGGACAAAGAUGUAUGUCCAGCACCGGCUGCAGGCAAGAGGUGAAGAUGUUGGACGACUUCUGCUCGAGAAGGAUGCGGCAUUCUAUAUCUGCGGGGCGGCAAACAUGGCGAAGGCGGUGGGUGGCGUUGUGAGAGAUAUCGUGAAGCAGGCAAAGAGUUGGGAUGAUUCUCAAGUCGAGGAUUGGAGACAGGAACGGAAAAGGUCGAAGAGGUGGUUCGAGGAUGUCUGGAGUUGA